AUGCAUGACUUGGAGCUAGUGGCUAUUGUGCUUGCUUUGAAGAUUUGGAGGCAUUACCUGUACAGAGUAAAGUUUAUAGUUUUCUUUGAUUACAAGAGCUUGAAGUACGUUUUUUAUCAGAAGGAGUUAAAUAUCAAGCAGAAGAGAUGGAUGAAGUUAUUGAAAGAUUAUGACUCUCAUUUGAAUUAUCAUCUCAAAAAGGCGAAUGUGGUGGCAGAUGCUUUGAGUAGGAAGUAUUUGAGUGUGGCUGGGAUGAUGCUUAAGGAAGAGAAACUGUUAAAUGAAUUAGCAAGAGUGUAUAUCAAGGAGAUUGUGAGAUUGUAUAGUGUGCCUGCUACAACUGUGUGGAAUCGUGAUCUCCAAUUCACUUCAAGGCUUUGGAGAGUCUUUCAGAAGGCAUUCGGAAGUUGGGAUAGCUAUAUGCCGUUACUGGGGUUUAUCUAUAACAACAGUUAUCAUGUGAGCAUAGGGAUGUCUCCUUAUGAAGCAUUGUAUGGGCAGAAGUAUCGGUUCCGUGGUAUAUCAAGUGGCUUUGCCACCACAUCUUUCAAACUUGCACAAUGUAUUUCACCUUUCGCAACUUCAAAAGUAUACCCGGACGCGACUCAUGUAUUAGAGCCCGAAUCAGUUCAGUUGAAGGAGAAUCUAACUUUUCAAGUUGCUCCGGUUCAAAUUGAUGAUGUGAGCAUCAGGAAGCUCCAUAGAAAUGAAGUUCAAUUGGUUAAGGUGGCUUAG
This is a messenger RNA of Arachis stenosperma, 735 nucleotides long. RefSeq lists its product as uncharacterized. The transcript is spliced from 4 exons. Gene Ontology annotation, molecular function: nucleic acid binding. Bases 1 to 735 code for a protein of 244 amino acids. Lineage: Eukaryota; Viridiplantae; Streptophyta; Magnoliopsida; Fabales; Fabaceae. The record is from RefSeq and is a predicted model, not a curated record.